AAGACGCUGCCGGCUGUAUUAGGCCCAUUGUUCCAGCAACAACCAACGAGAACGGAACAAAAAGCGCGAAACGCGAAAUUGACGACGCUUUCGCCACGUACGCAUUUAAAGCGAAUAAUACCGAUCAUUCUAUAUUUGCUGUGAACGUAUACAAGAAUUUUUAACAUUUAAAAACUUUCUGCGUGAUUUUUCGUAUCUUCCAGUAUUUUUUGUGCGUAGUAAAAUCGUACUGCCAGAUCCAGCGUCAUGGUUGCCGGUACAAAAAUGAUGAACGUCAGGGUGACGACGAUGGACGCCGAGCUGGAGUUUGCCAUCCAGCAGACGACCACCGGCAAGCAGCUUUUUGAUCAAGUUGUUAAAACAAUUGGUCUCCGUGAAGUUUGGUUUUUUGGCCUUCAGUACACUGACAAUAAGGGUGAUCUAACGUGGAUCAAAUUGUACAAAAAGCCGGAAAGUGCAAUCACGAGAGUCGUCAAGAAGGAAGUAAAAAAGAAGGUACGAAAGUUAAGAGGCUACUCGGACUCUGACACCGAUGACGACGAGUUCGAAGACGAUCUGGUGAUGAACCAGGAGGUCAAAAAGGAGACCCCAUUGCAGUUCAAGUUUCGUGCGAAAUUUUAUCCCGAAGACGUUGCAGAGGAAUUAAUACAGGAUAUCACGCUUCGUCUUUUUUAUCUGCAGGUGAAAAAUGCUAUACUCAGUGAUGAAAUUUACUGCCCACCUGAAACAUCGGUAUUGCUUGCAUCUUAUGCGGUUCAAGCUAGACAUGGUGAUUUUCAAAAAGGAACUCACACUGCCGGCUUUUUAGCUAAUGAUCGUUUGUUACCACAAAGAGUUGUUGAUCAACAUAAAAUGAGUAAAGAAGAAUGGGAGAGUUCGAUAACUAAUUGGUGGCAAGAACAUCGUGGUAUGUUAAGAGAAGAUGCUAUGAUGGAAUAUUUGAAGAUUGCUCAGGACUUAGAAAUGUAUGGAGUUAAUUAUUUCGAAAUUCGUAAUAAAAAAGGAACAGAAUUAUGGUUGGGCGUCGAUGCUUUAGGUUUGAAUAUUUAUGAAAAGGAUGAUAAACUUACACCUAAGAUCGGUUUUCCAUGGUCCGAAAUAAGAAAUAUUUCUUUCAACGAAAAGAAAUUUAUUAUUAAACCGAUAGAUAAGAAAGCACCAGACUUUAUUUUCUUUGCUACAAGAGUCAAGAUUAAUAAGAGAAUUUUGGCACUUUGUAUGGGCAAUCAUGAAUUAUAUAUGCGUAGACGUAAACCGGAUACCAUUGAUGUUCAGCAAAUGAAGGCUCAAGCCAGAGAAGAAAAAAUCGCAAAGCAACAGCAAAGGGAAAAAUUGCAAUUAGAAAUUGCAGCGAGAGAACGUGCAGAAAAGAAACAACAGGAGUACGAGGAAAGGCUAAGAAAUAUGGCUGAGGAAAUGGAUAGGCGACAGGCAGAAUUAAACGAAGCUCAGGAAAUGAUAAGACGUUUGGAAGAACAAUUGAAACAAUUGCAGGCUGCGAAGGAAGAAUUAGAAGAUCGUCAAAAGGAAUUGACUGCAAUGAUGGAAAAAUUAGAGCUUUCUCAUGAAAUGGAAGCCGCAGAACGUGCUAAAUUAGAACAAGAGAUUAGAGCUAAGCAAGAGGAAGUACAACGUAUACAGUCCGAAGUAGAAGCGAAAGAUGCAGAAGCUAGGAGAUUACAGGAGGAGUUUGAAGCUGCCAAUAGACUCAGGCAAGAGGAAGCUGAUCGAGCUUUUCAAGCUAAUACAACUCCUCAUCAUCAUCAUGUCGAAGAAAAUGAAGAGGGAGAGGAAGAAGGAGAGGAUGAGAUUCCGAAUUGUGAUGUUACUAAAGAUCUUGCUACGGAUGAAUCAAUAAUUGAUCCAGUCGAAGAGAGACGUACUUUGGCCGAAAGAAAUGAACGUCUUAAUGAUCAAUUGAAGGCAUUGAAGCAAGAUCUUGCACAAUCACGAGACGAAACCAAGGAAACUGUCAUGGAUAAAAUUCAUAGGGAAAAUGUUCGUCAAGGACGUGACAAGUAUAAAACGCUACGUGAAAUUCGCAAGGGCAAUACCAAACGUCGUGUCGAUCAAUUUGAGAAUAUGUAAAAUAUGUGCGUAUAUUUAUCCACACGCCCCACCCCCCCCAAACCCCACCCCAAUGCAUUUUUAUUAUCUCAUUUUUUGAAUUUCAUCUAUUCCGUAUCAUUAUACGGAGUAUUAUUAUUGCACAUGAGAAAUAGAGAGAGCGAGAGAGAGAGAGAGAGCGAGAGAGAACGAGAGAGAGAGAGAGAGAGCGCGAGAGAGAGCGAGAGAGAGAGAGAGAGAGCGAGAGAGAGAGCGAGAGAGAGAGGAUUCAAUGUCCUAGGUAUAUAUCACUAUAUCACUAGAUUUUUAUCGUCAUUCCUUUGAAUUGAAAAUUAUUUUACAAUCGAUCUUAAUUCUUGUGCCACGCAACGUAAUUGAUACAUAUUUUCUUUUUUCUUUUUUUUUUCUUUUUUUUUCUUUUUUUUUCUUUUUUUUUUUUUUCUUUUUCUUUUUUAUAGCGAUUUAUAUAAUCCUAUCGCAUUGAGACAACACACUAUUAUUCAUUCUCAUCAUCAAACUUAUAGAAUUUGAUUUAUAAACGCAUUAUGGCAAUGAAUGCUAAACUCUUGUUCAUGAGUUUAACAAAAGGGACGCGACGAGCGAGAUUUAUUAUAUCUUCCAAAUAUGCUUCCGUAUAUCAAUUAUGAUUCAAUAUCAAACGCGCUUCAUUCUCCAAAAGUUUUUGUGUAUUGGAGAUAGAUCAUUUUGUGUCUUUUCUUCGAUAUCAGAAUUUAUAAUAUUCUCUUUAGUAUAAAUAUUUUUUCUUUUUACUGUUUUCUUUCU
Messenger RNA from Vespa mandarinia (Asian giant hornet), 2850 nucleotides. RefSeq names its product moesin (gene Moe). Gene Ontology annotation, molecular function: actin binding. The record is from RefSeq and is a predicted model, not a curated record. Gene Ontology annotation, cellular component: cytoskeleton. NCBI's taxonomy places the organism in Eukaryota, Metazoa, Arthropoda, Insecta, Hymenoptera, Vespidae.